This is a messenger RNA of Amphibalanus amphitrite, 1236 nucleotides long. Its product is annotated as serine palmitoyltransferase 2-like. Lineage: Eukaryota; Metazoa; Arthropoda; Thecostraca; Balanomorpha; Balanidae. The transcript has a single exon. The coding region runs from base 5 to 1198 and encodes 397 amino acids. The record is from RefSeq and is a predicted model, not a curated record. Gene Ontology annotation, molecular function: serine C-palmitoyltransferase activity; pyridoxal phosphate binding. Gene Ontology annotation, biological process: sphingosine biosynthetic process; ceramide biosynthetic process. Gene Ontology annotation, cellular component: serine palmitoyltransferase complex.
UCUGAUGGAGCGCCGCUUCGAGAGCAAGCUCUCCUCGCGGUUCACACUAACCGGGGAAUCUCACAGCUACAUCAACCUGGGCUCCUACAACUACCUGGGUUUCGGCGGCCUGGGACCAUGCGCUGACCAGGCCGAGACUGCCACCCUGCGGUACGGCGUGGGAUCCGCCGCCGCGCGACAGGAGGUCGGCACCCAGCGACUUCACAUGCAGCUGGAGACGCUGGUGGCUGAGUUCCUCGGCACUGAGGACGCCAUCACGUUCGGUAUGGGAUUCGCCACGAACUCGACCAACAUCCCUAGCCUGGUCGGACCCGACUGUCUGGUGAUCAGCGAUAAGAUGAAUCACGCUUCCAUUAUCCUCGGGAUGCGUCUGUCGGGAGCCAAGAUCCGCGUCUUCGCGCACAACGACAUGGCUGACCUGGAGCGUCAGUUGAUCACGGCACUGACCGAAGAACGUCGCUGGCGCAAGGUGAUGAUCGUGGUGGAGGGUGUUUACAGCAUGGAGGGCUCCAUCGUUCUGCUACCCGACGUCAUCCGGCUGAAGAAGAAGUACGGAGCUUACCUGUACCUCGACGAAGCUCACAGCAUUGGAGCCGUAGGUGCCACGGGUCGAGGCGUGGUCGAAUACUACGGAUGUGAUCCGACUGAUGUAGAUAUCAUGAUGGGUACUUUCACGAAGAGUUUCGGUGCCGCUGGUGGCUACAUCGGCGGCAGCCGUGCGCUGGUCGACCAUCUCCGCGCGCACAGUCAUUCUGCCGCCUACGCACUGGCCAUGCCUCCCUGCGUGGUCCAGCAGGUCAUCGCCUCCAUGGAGAUCAUCCUUGGCCGUGACGGCACCGAUCUGGGCCGUCGCAAGAUCGACACUCUGGCUCGCAACUCUCACUACUUCCGCCAGCGUCUACGUCAGAUGGGUUUCAUCGUUUACGGCAACGACGACUCCCCCGUGGUGCCGCUGAUGUCCUUCUUCGUCAGCAAGACGGCGGCGCUGUACCGUCGUCUGAAGGAGCACGGCGUGGCCACGGCUGUUAUCGCCUACCCGGCCACCAAGCUGACCGAAGCGCGCGCUAGGUUCUGUCUGUCGGCCUCGCACACCCGCCAGCAGCUCGACUAUGUGCUUAGUGUGGUGGAUAAGGUGGGGGACGAGCUGGAGCUGAAGUACAGCCAGCAGCGCCCGCCUCCCGCCGAGGUAGUCUACUGAGGAGUUGGACACCCUCUCUGGUGGUUCACUGGGGUGGA